AUGUCGGGCGAUCCAUUCUCAUUCUGCACUGAGAUCGCACCCCCAGCAACACCCUGCUCCCCAUCACCAUGUGGCCCCUACAGCGAGUGUACAGUAAGCGCAAACGGUGUUGCGGCAUGUUCUUGCCGCGCUGGUCAUGUUGGUUCCCCUCCAUCGUGCCGACCAGAAUGCCUCGUGAGCUCUGAUUGUAAGCUGCAGUUAGCUUGCAUCGACCGUCGUUGCCGCGAUCCUUGUGAGGGUGCCUGCGGUAGGGGAGCGCGUUGCCAAGUAAUCGCACAUUCGCCAAUAUGUACCUGCAACGAUGAAUAUACAGGAGACCCCUUCACUUAUUGCUAUCCUGCACCUUCUCAACCUCCAGCGCCUAUUGACCCUUGUCAACCAUCACCAUGUGGGCCCAAUUCAAUUUGUUUGAGUAAUGCGGAUACGCCAGCAUGUAGUUGUCAGCCUCAUUUCAUUGGAUCACCACCAAACUGUCGACCAGAGUGCACUAUCAGUGCUGAAUGUCCAGCUGCAUUAGCUUGCGUUGCACAACGAUGCAAGGAUCCAUGCCUUCAAGCAUGUGGUGUACACGCUAUCUGCACCGUGAUUGACCAUCGUGCAACUUGCGCCUGCGAACCCGGUUUGGAGGGAAAUCCAUUCCAGGGAUGUUCACAACCAAAAGGUAACGAAAAAAGA
This is a messenger RNA of Iphiclides podalirius (scarce swallowtail), 675 nucleotides long. The record is from the annotation of a GenBank genome assembly. Lineage: Eukaryota; Metazoa; Arthropoda; Insecta; Lepidoptera; Papilionidae.